Molecule: messenger RNA, 1903 nt
Organism: Nymphaea colorata (pocket water lily)
Lineage: Eukaryota; Viridiplantae; Streptophyta; Magnoliopsida; Nymphaeales; Nymphaeaceae
Product: transcription factor bHLH144
Exons: 4
Coding region: 664-1446 (260 amino acids)
Molecular function (GO): protein dimerization activity
Source: RefSeq, a predicted model, not a curated record
UUGCUUCGCUUUUCUCUCGUCCAGCAUUUCGUCCUUUUAGGGUUUUUUUCCCCAUUUCGAUUCGCGGGUUUGUCCUCGGGAACAUCUCGCUUUUCCCCGGCAACGUCGUUCGGCCGAUUUAUACAAAGAAUGGUGCUUUAGAAGAAGUACGAGGAGCUAAAAUUCAGCACUAUGCCUUGGUUGUCUUGCUUUACGAGUUUCAGUCGCCGCUCGGUUCGGUUGUUUGUGAUCUUUCGUGUUAUACUAUAGAAGUCUAAAUUUCCUGGUUAUUUUAUCUCCACAAGUCGAAGUGCCCAAGCCUCUACCUGGUUAUUGAUAUUGGACCUGAGGAAGUGAUGAUGUACAUCAUAGUCAAUUUAAACAGAUUCCAAACAGAGAAGGAAGUCAAGAAUCUUAUAAUGAUUGUCAUUGUAAAUGCAUGUUUCCAAUCCCUUCAGAUUUGUCAGGCUGAAUAUUUCCGUCAUUUGCUUAAGCCGGUUACGUAGAGCAAAGCAUUAUACGGUAGAUCUGUUUUUAUUGACUUUCUGGUGGUGCAAAAUUAUGAAAAUGGAAGCAUUAGAAUGGUUAUGAACAAUAGGUGAACAUCCUCUUGCUCAGCAGUACGACCAUCAGUUUUUCUGUUCUUAUUUGGCGACAGCUUUACCUCCUUGUGUUUAGUUUUGGAUGGACUGGAACACAAAUUCCACACAUCCUCAAUAUGGAUCUGGGUGGGGCUUUAAUGAAUUUCCUGGAGUACUGGAUGGUGGGUAUGAUAUGUACUCCAACAGAGACUCUUCCUCUGCACAACGCCUCCCAAGGUUAUCACCUGAGCUAUAUGAGGGCAAUCAAGACAUGGCUGUGGGUCACGGGUUAGAACCUGCAGCUUGCAAUGUGGCUGCUGGUGAAGACAUAAUUUGUGGGCAACAAAUGAAUCCGGUUCACGCGGUUGAAUUUCAGGCUUGCAGCAACUGCCCUAAGAAUUUCAUUAUUUUUGAUCAAACUGAUUAUAGGAGCAGAAUGAUGUUCCAUCCUUCACUCUCAGAUAGAAUCGCAACUUUAGGCCUCCACAACACUUGCUUCCACGAGAACGAUGGUGAAAGCAAAGAAAGUUCUUUCAAAGAAGACACAAGAGAUAUUGACGCAUUGCUGAGCUCCGAUGAAGAUGUUGAUGAAGAAGAAGAGGUCAGUACAGGUCGAAGCCCGUGGGAGCACCAAAGCAGCACUUCGGCAGAUACAUUGUCCACUGCAACUUCAAGAGACAUUGCAGGUACUGCUGCACGUGAGCAGAAUCCAAUCUCUGCAAGUGCUGAUGCAGACCACACGCAGGAGAGAGUGCAGAAAAUGAUAGAAGCACUGAGGGAAAUCCUACCCUGCGGCGAGAGAAUGGAUACUGCGGAUGUCCUGGACGAGGCUCUGAGGUAUCUGAAAUUGUUGAAAAUGGAAGUGAAAGAACUCGGGCUGAUGUGAUGCGGCGCGUGCCGCUUUGCUUGGACCCACCCUGCUGUAUGCACUAGGUCCCUGCACCUAUAAGGAUACAGAAGAGCGACAUUUGAAUCUUACAGUUAGUCUUAGUGUUUCAGAGUUUCGUUUGUCAUGGAGUUUAGCGUUUCAGCAAGAGAUUCUCAUGUGGGCGUGAAAAUAUUUUCAGUGAUUCAACAGGAAAAGAGUGGCGUCUAAAUUCCAAAAGUCUUAACCGCGUUUGCUGAAUCCAGCGGCGAAGCUCCCAGUGGACCACCAAUAGGAGAUAAGAAAUAAUAUUGGGGAAAUAUCUCAGGCCUUGAAAGAUGAGACCCUUCCCUCCCCAGGUCCGUCUCGUGCUAUUUAUUUAGGAGGAUUAUCAGGCAACGUGCUGUGUCGCCGUUGUUCUUUAUGUCUUUAAUCGGUUUAUUUAUGCAUAAACUUCUCUCAAUGAGCUUACUUUCCA